AACAGCUGUUUGCUUGAAUUUCUGUUAUCAAAAUUAUUAAAAAAUCAGAAAAUUGUAUAAAAAAGUAAUUUAAUUUAUUUAAAAUAAAAUAAUAGACAUAAAAACACCUAAAUAAAUGGCUGAGGCUGCCAAUGUUCGUCAAAAUUUACAAAAUGUACCCUCUAUAUUUGAAAUAUCUGCCGCUGAAACCUUGGACAAUCUUAUCUAUCCGGCCCUAAGUAAAAUCUUUGAUUAUUUUGGUCUACGUUUGGACUUUACGCUGUGGCCAACAAAACGCAUUAAAGAAGAACUAUCACCCUUAUUUACCUGGUUUUUACAAUAUUUAUAUUUAAGCAAAAGAGGUUCAUCGUUUGGUGAAAGUUUUUAUGGUCUACAGAGAACCGAUACCUUAAGUGGUAAUCUUCUUUCCAAACAGCAAGAAAUAAUUUCCGCUUCUAUUUUAACAUUAAUGCCCUAUAUUGAAAGAAAACUAAAGACAAGGGCUCAACAUGCGGACAUUUCCAAAUGGGAGGAAUAUUUAUUGAAUUUAUUUCAUGCCUAUAAAGCUUCCAAAGCAGUGCAUACUUUUAUGUAUUUGAUUAAAUAUGCCUCUAGUCAUUCACCCAUUUUUCGUGCCCUUAAACUAACACUACGCUAUCCUAACGAACCACCCAAAGAAGAUAAAACUACUUAUGUUUUCUUAAAGUUAUUAGAAGUUUUGGCAUUUUUCCUACAAUUUAUACAAUGGUGGUAUUCAAAUGAUCAGAGACGUAAGGUGGGUGGUACCUUGGAAAAUCCCGAGCCUUUAACUCUCACGGAGGAUAGUCUUAAGAAAUGUAAUACACCAGCUGGUGAUUGUCCUGUUUGUUUGAUGAAAAUUGAAAAUCCUACAGCAUGUUCGGUGUCUGGUUAUGUGUAUUGUUGGAAAUGCAUAGCAUUGCGUUUAAAGGAACAUUCCUCAACUUGUCCUGUAACUGGUUAUGCCAUAACUAUAGAGGAUUUAAUAAGAAUUUACGAAUCGUAGUUGUGUUAUUAGUUUGCUAAGUUUUUAAGAGUCUAUAGUGAUUUUGGUUUAGGGUUUAAAAAAACUAAUGAUGCAUUUUUUGUAAUAAAAUUAAACUAUAAUUGUUAAUAAUUUUUUAAUAAAAA
Molecule: messenger RNA, 1128 nt
Organism: Lucilia cuprina (Australian sheep blowfly)
Lineage: Eukaryota; Metazoa; Arthropoda; Insecta; Diptera; Calliphoridae
Gene: Pex12
Product: peroxisome assembly protein 12
Exons: 1
Coding region: 116-1003 (295 amino acids)
Biological process (GO): protein import into peroxisome matrix; protein monoubiquitination
Cellular component (GO): peroxisomal importomer complex; peroxisomal membrane
Molecular function (GO): zinc ion binding; protein binding; ubiquitin-protein transferase activity
Source: RefSeq, a predicted model, not a curated record